Pseudo-nitzschia multistriata is the source of this 3219-nucleotide messenger RNA. The record is from the annotation of a GenBank genome assembly. Lineage: Eukaryota; Bacillariophyta; Bacillariophyceae; Bacillariales; Bacillariaceae.
ACAUAUUGGAUUGAAAACUUAUAAAGAUAUGAAAAAGUAUCUAAUUUGUUUCGCCUUUCUCGCAUGAUUAAGAAUCCUGGCGAAUUUGCAAAAGGAACCGGGUGAGUAGUACGGAGUGAUGCUUGGCAUGGGGUAAUGGAAUGCAUCUCUUGUGCGCAUUGUGUUUGCGCAUGUCUGAGCAAGUGAACAAAGGAAAAGAAAGUAGUGACAUAUCUAAAUUUGCGUUUCUUCUUAUUUUGAAUAACCUCUUCAUCAGUACCGAACAUCUGGUGGYAAGACCAGACAGUAWRAGCCUCAUAAUKUUGAUUUUCAAGACAUUACGGGUAGCUCGAUUGGUACCGCCGACGAAGGUAGUUGAGAUUUCGACAAAAAUCAACGUGUUUUGGUUUUUGGUGCGCCUUACUCCUUCCUUCUACUGUGGGUUGUUCCGCGAACGACGUGCAGGUGCCAAACGAAUGAAAAGGAAUCCGGCCUUGGCACGUUCUUCGUGGGGAGAUCUGGAGAUUGGAGCUGUUGCUAUGAUGAGAGCGAGGAAAAAGGUUGAAAAAGAGAUGAAACAAAAAGGGAAGGUUGCAUAUGCAUGGUACAUACUUAAAACCCGGAUAGAAAAUAGUAAGUUGAAAAGAUCUUCUGAAAAGCUUUUCAUUGAUUAUGACAAAGAAACAAKUCAGGCGCCAUAUUCACCCAGCUCAUUCAAACUCUUGCCUUUACCACUUCUUGUUYGAACCUGGAACAAACUUUUUGGUCGCAAUAUCUUAAUUCAAGCCUUACGGUUUUUCCAUAUUCUACCCGGCACAARUUUAGAGUUAAAACGUCAAAUUGCUGCAACUAGAAUUCAAAGGGCAUGGAGAAAUCGCAAUGCAGAAUAYGGGGAACCGCAUCCGGGAGGCGAGGGAAGCCAAGCCUGGAGGAGCACAGUUGACUCCAACUCUCAUGCUGGCGGAAGUUUCUGGGAUGGAAGCACUUUUCGUAUGUCGAGAAAUAAUGCUCUAGCGAGCCCAAAAAAGGAAGGCUYUAACAACCGAAAGUUGAGACGGAAACGAAAGAAGAAAGUAGACCCGUCUCAAGUUGGGACGGCAAUGGCUGGAUUGACGGGGCGAAGUGUUGCCAUAUUUCUUGUGAUCAACUUGAUUCUGACCUUAGWWYUKACGUACACCGAACGAGACACGACGGUGGCUUCAACGAUGGUUGUUUUGCAUGGGCAAACAACGACACAARCAACAGACUUUGCGUGGAAAGCUGUAGAUACAGCUCGUCGCAGUACCRUUCCAAACCUWUAUUCUUAUUCUGCAUCAUCGAUGAAAAAAAAUAUUAACUUUAACUGGACGUUUGGAGAACAACCUGAAAAUCGACCAGUUAACACGCUAAAUGUCACAGUCAAAGACGAAUUGGGUGGAGUCAGCACUGGUUUGAUCGACAGAGAAGCUUUCGUUGAURAGAASGCUAWGAUGGAACUGCUUCUUACAUUUUGUGUUCUACUUACUUGGUUUUUUGGAGUAGCUGCUUUUGCUGGACCCAUCAUAACAUUGGUUAUUAAUCCAAUCGAGCGGGCAGUCAAGCUCUUGAGUAUGCUUGUAAUGGAUCCGUUGGGUUACCAAAAUACACUGCAGUACAAGCAGUUUUUAACGGAGUCGGAUUUUAAUGCCAAAACUAGUCGAUGGUCGAAAGAAGUGUUGAAAGGAAUGGAAACAGAUUUUCUCAUGUCCACAAUCGUCCGAAUUGGCUCUUUGAUGAAAGUCGGCUUCGGGUCUGCUGGAGCCCAAAUCAUCAGAAACAGCCUUCAAAAAAGUGAUAACAAUGACACUGGUACAUUGAUAUUGAACUCAGAAGGCUCUAUGGUUUCUUGCAUCUUUUUGUUUUGUGACAUUCGAAGCUUCACUGACGCUACUGAAUGUCUUCAAGAAGAGGUUUUUGCAUUUACAAACCAAGUUGCUGCCGUGGUUCAUUCUAUCUGUAGUUCUUAUGGAGGUUCUGCAAAUAAGAAUAUCGGAGAUGCUUUCCUUGUAAGUUGGAAGUUGGAUGAGGUCCAUAGUGGAAAUCAUGGAAGCCGCAACGGUCUAGCUACACGUCAUCAGGCAGACAAAGCCCUCUUAUCUGUCGUGAAGAUUUCAAUCGCGCUUCAUCAUGAUGACUUUUAUGUUGGGCUACUUUCAGAUCAUGCAAAAGCAGCUCUAUUGRCCAAAUUCAAGGACCGACCAGGCCCAAUUGUUCAGCUGGGUUUUGGCUUACACGCAGGAAAGGCGAUCGAGGGAGCGAUAGGAUCGCAACGCAAAAUUGAUGCCACAUACGUUUCGAUGGCUGUAGAAAGAGCUGAAUACCUCGAAACGUCAACGAAGAAGUACAAMGUAAACAUGCUGAUGUCUGGUAGUUUCCAUCGUCUCCUUCAAAAAAGUAGACGGGCAAAGUGCCGGAUGAUUGAUCGCCUCAUGUUCGAAGAUGAAUACAUCGAUUUUUGUAGGGAAGACGAUAACAAUCAAGGAAAACUUCUGGAGCUUUUUACUUAUGAUAUUGAUGUAGAUGCUCUGUUCGAGGAUUCACAAAGUGAUGAAGAUGAGUCGAGCGAAAGCCUGUCCAUCACCGACGGUGAUUUGUCGGGAAUGUUUGGUUCCAUACGAGAUCUAAGUCGUGGCAGUUUUGGGAUAUUGUCAAGGCGAAGUAGAUCGGGAACGCGGAAAAGUAAUAAUUCAAACUCGGGAAGCUUGAGGGCCGACAACCAACACAUAAAAGCGGCAAUCGCUGCUGCUACUGCAAAAGCGUUGCGAACUGGUCAUAUUUCGACUGCAGAAUCUAUCGAAGAAGCAACAAAAAAGAAAGUUCGCGAGCUUGUGCUUCCUACAGGUCCUGCAUUGUACUCUGAGAACUUGUGGCUUCAGAAAGACAUAAAACGCAUACGGCGACGGUACACGACUCCUUUUUUUGAUACGUAUAACCUUGGUUUACGAAAAUUUUAUUCAAAAGACUGGGAUGAAGCAAAGAUACUUUUCGAAGCCAACUUGGAUCGUUUCGAGGACGGCCCAUCAAGGUACUUUUUGGAUGAGAUGGAUAAGUACAAUGGGAUACCGCCUGAAAAUUUUAAACCGUAUGGAAAAGAGUGAUUUCUAGAUGAUAAUGUUUGUUGCGGAAAUUUUCUUUCACUGCUUGUAGAAGAUUGAAUAUGAUUGUGUAUCUUAGCUGAGGUGUCGAGCCUUGGUGCGACCUGGACGGCUAUAUAAGUAUGGU